This is a messenger RNA of Exophiala xenobiotica, 3422 nucleotides long. Its product is annotated as trehalose-phosphatase. Bases 311 to 3217 code for a protein of 968 amino acids. Gene Ontology annotation, molecular function: catalytic activity. Gene Ontology annotation, cellular component: alpha,alpha-trehalose-phosphate synthase complex (UDP-forming); cytosol. The transcript is spliced from 2 exons. NCBI's taxonomy places the organism in Eukaryota, Fungi, Ascomycota, Eurotiomycetes, Chaetothyriales, Herpotrichiellaceae. Gene Ontology annotation, biological process: trehalose biosynthetic process. The record is from RefSeq and is a predicted model, not a curated record.
CUAUCAUCCCUUCCCACUUGACCACUUGACCACUGACCACUGACCACUGACCACUGGCUCACUCUUCGUUUCUUAUCGUGCAAUCCUUCCCUGCCUAUUCAAACUUGCCUUUGUUCACUCGCUUUCUCACUCUCAGACACAUUCUUUCCUACCUGCUCCUUCAUUGUGCAACCUUCCUUCCGGUCACAAACGAGCCUGAAAGCCAUCAGUAACAACAGAUCCUGAAAGCCACCCGUCAUAACAGAUCCUUGGGGUUUUUAAACCUCGUAGGCAACAGCGAAACACAUCAUCAGUAUAGACAUAUGAUACGAUGACGGUCUUCGUUGCAAGUCUGUUCUUGCCUUACACGGUCAAUUUCGAUGGCCCGCCAGCAUGGAACGGCUCUGCGCCCGAGUCUCUAACGAUGAAAAGAGACGAGCAGGUGAUUCCAGCUGCAGCUAACUCUCCGGCAGUCGUCUCCAAGCUGCCCUUGGUCGACGGCCCGUCCUCAGUCAGCCUGUUUACGCCUAACCCAAACACUGCUGCACUCUCCGCAACCCUCACUCAGACCCCAGAUGUCAUCAUUCAGACACCGGGCGCCACCACCGACCACGAGAAAAUCUUUCGACCCCAUGUUCAGCGGCCAAUGGCCCUGUCCCUGCCUAGCCACAUCAAAGAGAAGAAGGAGCAGAGCGAGAAGGAUACAGAACAGCAGCCUCAGGAGCAGGCGGUACGUCCAGUGCAGCUCAAGGACCUUCGAGGCGUCUCCCGUCACGACUUGCACUCUCCGGGCUGGGGCAAGAGCUUCGUAUGGAAUCAGCCACCGUCACGAGCGAAGUCCCCACCGCCGAGUUCCAUUCUGAAGCAUGCGGCAGCCGAGGCGAAAGAAAAGGCCCUUGCUAUGGUACAAACUGCGCAGAGAAAGGCGGCUCGCGCUGGACAUCGGAGAUCGAGGACAGUCAGCCAUGAUCGACGGUUCUCAGAAUACAAUUACAGUGUGGAGAAGGCAGUUAUUGGCAAUGGUGGUUUGUUCAAUGCCAUUGACGCCGCCACCGACGCUGGACAAUUGGACGAGAAGCUCUGGGUAGGCACUUUGGGCUGUCCCAUUGAUGUCCUGGAGGACCACAUGAAAGAAAACAUUGCAGAGAAGCUGGAGAACGACUAUGACUCGUUGGCUGUCUAUGUCAGUGACAGUGAUCUCAAUGGUCACUACGAGCAUUAUUGCAAAACCAUCCUGUGGCCAGUAUUCCAUUAUCAGAUUCCAGACCAUCCAAAGAGCAAAGCAUAUGAGGAUCAUUCCUGGAUAUUCUACGUCAAAGUCAACGAGGCCUUCGCUGACCGCAUAGCCAAAAAUUACAAGAAAGGCGACAUCAUCUGGAUCCACGAUUAUCACCUCCUGCUUGUGCCUGGGCUGCUGCGGCAAAAACUACCAGAAGCCGAGAUUGGAUUCUUUCUGCACACCGCGUUCCCAUCCUCUGAAAUCUUCCGCUGCCUUGCGGUCCGAUCCGAACUUCUCGAAGGUAUCCUCGGCGCAAACAUGAUCGGUUUCCAGAACGACGAGUAUGGCCACCAUUUCCUCCAAACUUGCAGUCGCCUGCUGAAUGUUGAAGCCACCAAACAUGGAGUGAUCCUAGAAAGUGGCAGGUUUGUUCACGUCAAUACAUGUCCGAUCGGUAUCGACCCGAAGGUUGUUGACCAGCAACGCGGUUCGCCAGAAGUGUUGGAUUGGGUCAAAACGAUUACCGAAAAAUACCGUGGAAAACGUAUCAUUGUUGGCCGAGACAAAUUAGACAACAUUCGUGGAGUUCGGCAAAAGAUUCUGUCUUACGAGCUCUUCCUCAACAAAUAUCCUGAAUACAAAGACCAAGUGGUCCUUAUCCAGAUCGCUACUUCAUCCACCGAGGAUCCCGAGCUAAGCGCGACGGUCGCCGAUAUCGUCACUCGAGUCAAUUCCACUCACUCGACAUUAGCUCAUCAACCACUGGUCUUCCUCAAGCAAGAUAUCGAUUUUGGGCAGUAUCUCGCGCUCCUGACGGUAGCCGAAUGCCUGAUGAUCACUAGUUUGCGAGAAGGUAUGAAUCUGACCAGCCAUGAGUUCGUCAUGUGUCAGGACGGUAAAUUCGCCAACCCCAAACAUGGUCCUCUCGUUCUUAGUGAGUUCACUGGUUCGGCGACUGUCUUUGGGCACAACGCGAUUUUAGUCAAUCCAUGGCACUACACGCAAUGUGCGGAUGCUAUCAAGCAAGCUCUCGAAAUGCCUUCAGAAGAAAGAGAACGCCGGUGGAAGGGUAUGUACGAUAUUGUCGUCAACCAGAAUGCCACGGCGUGGUAUCAUCAGUACACGGAGGCAUUGCAUCAUGCGUGGAAGGAACAUUCCGUCCGAGAAGCAACUUCGGUGCCGCGAUUGUCCGUAAGUUCGGUCAAAUCGAAAUAUCAAAAAGCGUCCAAACGCUUGAUCAUCCUCGACUACGAAGGUACUUUAGCCUCUUGGGGAUCCCCGACCGACAUCAUCCUGACGACGCCCAAACGUUCAAUCGAUGUUUUGAAUGACCUUAUUGAGGACGAGAGAAACAUUGUCUACGUUAUGAGUUCGAGAAUGCCCGAGGAAUUGGAACGACUUUUCAGUCCAGUGAGUAAUCUGGGAAUGAUUGCGGAAAAUGGCGCCUACUUGAAAGCACCCGACACAGAUGAAUGGGAAGAGUUGGCCAAUUCAGAGGCUGCUAAAGUCUGGAAACAAGGUGUUCGCAGCAUUCUCCAGUACUACGUCGAGAGAAUUGAGGGCAGCAGAAUUGAAGAGAGGCAUUCAUCUGUUGUCUUCGAUUACGCCGAGGCCGAAGACAUGGCUGGGGCCUUCAAGCAAGCUGGUGAAUGCGCAAAUCAUAUCAAUGACGCCUGUCAGGGACAGAAUGUCUGUGCCGUACCGAUCGAAGAUGGCUUGUAUAUUUCUGAAGUCGGUAUCAACAAGGGACUCGCUGCUCAGAUGAUUAGCGACACUUUGGAGAAGCUGAGCCGGUCCCGGGGUGAGCCAAUGCCCGACUUCCUGAUGGUGGUCGGCGAUUCAAGAGAGGAUGAGUAUGUGUUCAACUGGGCACACAAGCUGGAAAAGGCUGGGAUAAUCAAGAACGUGGUGACUGUCACUGUGGGAGCAAGAAACACCGAGGCUUCGGCCACCCUGACACAAGGAGUGACUGGUGUUUUGUCGAUCCUCGAGAAGCUCGUUCGAAUCUCACAAGGAUGAAGCAGUGACUCCGGUCACAUCCCGCUUGCUGUGCUUCCAAGGACGUAUGUGGCAUCGGCAUUAAGCGAGGAGUUGCAUGAAGGGUUCAUUAUGAGCACAUGAGGGAACGGAACGAAUAGACAGGUCUGCAUCUCAUUGAUACCCAUGCAUUAUGUAAGAGCGAUACCUCCUAAACGGCAAUUCAAUAGCUUUGUUGUUCCACCUC